GGUGACGUCAAUAUUCAGCGACGCUCUACGGUUUGUGUACAAUUUCAAGCUUGAUGGGAGGGUUACGUUUAAGACUACUGCAUCAAAUUUGUCUUUGUUUUGUCUUGUAUUCCUCGUGUGGUAAUCGUGAGGUGAGUAAAAUAACAUGUUAUCCCACUAAGUGUAUUGACAUUUUCGCGAUUAAAGCUAGCUAACUUGAAGCGUAGUGCCCUGCAUUGCUAGAUCAGCGUCACCCGUAAUAUAUGCGGAAUGCGCAACCAUUGCGGAUGUGGUGCAGAAAAAAUGCGCAUCGCUGCGACAAACGCAAUUAUACAAUUAUAAAGGUGCUAGACGUCAUCAUCAAGUUGAAACCUAUGUUGUAAAUUAUUUGAUAUUUGUAAUUUGUGUAACUAUUUGGUAACAUGUAUUAUAUUUCUCUCUUUUGUAGAUUUCCCUCGAUCCUCUAGUUACUCAAGUUUAUCUACACUUCUGCGUAUCUCUGUUGAUGGGUACUGUCAUAUAGUUGUUUUUGCACUAAUAUAAAGGAAUUGAAAGGCUCGUUUUCAGAGAGAGGGCAUGUCUCUCUUGGCCAGCUUUUACAGUUGAUGAACGUCUGCCCCAGGACUUUAGCUGUAGGCUACCUGGUAUGAAUGAAGAAUAUCUUAUGCAAACGAAUGCACAUUACAGUGAAUGUUGAUCCCAGUAUGUCCCUGCACAAGAUGCUCUCCUAGCGCCCCUUAUUUGUUUAUGUGCCACUUAGUUGUAGCCUGUGAACAUAUGCCUUAUGCUGCCCCUACGGAAAGAUUACUUAGUUGUCAGGCAGAUAUUGCUCAAGUCCCCAACAAUGGUGUGGUACGGCCAACCAUCUGUCGCUGUGUGAAUGGAACUGUCAGUUGGUCUGUCUGUAAACCAGGCCUGACUCAUGACUGAGUACUACGAGGAGGGGGGGCUGCUGUAUGAGCACUCACCUCCCAUGCACAUCAAAGUGGAGUCUCCGGAGGGCCCCUUCGGAGGGGGCGUCUCAGAGGACGGCUUUCCCAGGGAAGAUGAGGACUCAGAGGGCAGCUGUGACCACAGCAGUGGGCUGCCUGGAGGACUCCCCUUCAACGUGGUGGUGGUGCAUCCUAACAUCAUGACCCCUGGCAUGUCCUCAGAUGACCUCCUGUCCAUGGAACAGCGUAAGCUUUAACCAACUUUUAGCUAUUAAACGCAUGUCUAUUGUUCAAUAUUGAUGCUUGCAGUGGUGCUCUGUACUGUUAUGGUAAAUAGUAUAAUGUUUUGACUAUUACAUUUUUAUGUUUCACCUCAUAUGACAUAGUAAACAUUAUCCCUGUCUUUCUGUAGACAGAGGUAUGUCCUCUGCGUUGGCAGCGGGGGGUGCAGGCAAGAGGAAGAGUCGUUUUAGCGGUGCAGAGCUGGAGGUGCUGGUUUCUGAAGUGACGCAGUGUGAGGGAGAGCUUUUUGGUCCCGCUGGGAGGCUCCGGCGCAGGGAGAGAGAGAGGAUCUGGGCAGGGAUCCUGGAGCGGGUCAACGGCGUGUCCAGAGUCCCUCGCACCCUCCGCGAGGUCAAGAAGCGCUGGGACGACCUGAAGAGACGCAAUGGAGGCAGGCUGGCAGACGCCAGGCACCGCACUUGUUACCUGCCAUCCAGCAGAGGGGCUUCCAUGCUGGGACGGUCAGCUCAGGCAAGCCCCAGGCUUCACCAGGCCAGACAGAAGCAAAGCACCAGAGGGAAGGCCAGUUUCACGUGCUUCACUGAUACAGAACCAGGUAAAUCUGAACACUAACAAUGAGGUAAAGCCUUAGAUUCAAGCCUUGUAGGAACAUUCAAGAUAAUGCAUAUAAAAACUGAAUUUUUUAACCACUGUUUUCUAUUCUAUCCUCUUGUUUACUGCAGUGGGUGGAGGUGAAGGGUCGGAGAGGGACGGCUUUGAGAAGGAGGAGGAUAGUGGCGAGCGGGAAAGGGAGGUGGGAGAGGCGGAAUGCGAGGGGGCAGAGAGCAGCAUGGAGGAAAAGCUGGGUUUAGGACUAGGACUGGGAAUAGGACCUCCCCCUAACUCGGAACGCUGGCUGCCUCCCUCUCCCCUCUACAGCGCCCCUUUCCUCAAUGGCACCCCUCAGCCUAGUCCCCAGCCCUCACUAGGGGCCCAGCAGGGACCGCUGGAGGCCCCUCCUCGUGGCUCAUGGCUGGAGGACGAGCUCCGUGGCGUGGGGGAGGCAGCUCUGCAGCUGGGGGAUCGGGUGGAGCAGAGUCUUCGGGAGUUUGGGGAGGGAUUCAGACGAGAUAUGAGAACACUAGUGGCCUCUCAAGAGGCACUGGCAACCAGCUUACAGCAAAACAAUGUUCUCCUGCAAAGGCUGCUGGCAGUCCUAGAGGCGCAACAACAACAACAACAACCACCACCACCACAGCAGCAGCCACAUCAUUCCCAAAAGCAACAGCCACAACAGUCAACGCAGCAACCACAACAGUUACAGCAGCAGCAACCACAGCCUCAACAACCAAUUCAGCAGCAGCAGCAACAAAUACAGAUACAACCACAACAGCAACAACUGUUCCUGCAGCAACCCCAACUGGCACAGCAGCAACAACCGAUACAACCGCUACCACAGCAACCGCAGCAGCUACACCCCCAGAGUCCAAGUAAUCAACCAACUUUAGCAGUUGCCCCUGUACCACCACCCCCAGAUAUUCUUGAUGGUACCACCCGUCCUGAACCACCCACAGUCAUGAAUGGAACCGUCCAACGGCCAAGGCGGGGGAGAAUUGUUGAUCAUAGACGAAGAAGAAGGCGUUAG
Molecule: messenger RNA, 2778 nt
Organism: Coregonus sp. 'balchen'
Lineage: Eukaryota; Metazoa; Chordata; Actinopteri; Salmoniformes; Salmonidae
Source: the annotation of a GenBank genome assembly